Molecule: messenger RNA, 2697 nt
Organism: Kwoniella botswanensis
Lineage: Eukaryota; Fungi; Basidiomycota; Tremellomycetes; Tremellales; Cryptococcaceae
Exons: 6
Coding region: 1-2697 (898 amino acids)
Biological process (GO): DNA replication; DNA repair
Cellular component (GO): nucleus; Slx1-Slx4 complex
Source: RefSeq, a predicted model, not a curated record
AUGGCUCCUCCACCUUUAUCCCAUCAUCCCUCAACAUCGUCGACUUCUUCUGAUGAACCCAUCUACAUCCCACCUCCCUCGUCCAAAGCUGGACCUGGUCCAUCGACUCAUAGAUACAUUCCAAAGCGAUCGACCGUUGAACCUGAAUCUCUGGUCAUUCUAGAUGACGAUGAAGAGGACGAAGAUGAACCGGUAUUUGUAGGAACGAAAAUAAGCAACCUCGUACAGAAAUAUAAGUUGAAUCAUGAUGUGUUAGGUGACAGAGUUAGAUCGUCGAGUUCCUCUACAUCUAGAUCACCUUCUGUUGGACCAUCCACUGUAGUAUCAAAUGGCAAAUCAUCUAAGAAAGAAACCAAAGUGAACUCACGCUCAACCUCAGAUACUUCUUCGAGAAAAGGUAAAAGUAAAGGCAAAUCGAAGAUCAAUCAACCUAUCACUAUUAUCGAUGAUGAGGAAAUAGAACGUACACAAGAACAACGACAACCAUCCCUACCAUUGUUACCUGAUUUGGCACUUGUACCUCUACCCGUACCGGACUGGUUGGGUCGGACAGCUAUACUGUUACCGUUGGAUAAUUGCGUGGUAUGUAAAAUCAGGUUUAAGAAGACUGAUUCGGGAGCUGCAAAGUGGAGACACAUAUCAACUUGUCGUCCACCGCUUUAUCGACCACCCAACCCACCACCUGAUCUCAAACACCUAAUCAACGAAGGUUUAUUGCAAGUUCAAUCGAAAUCUACUGAACCUACUUCAUUGUUGGAUCUGCACGUACGUCGAUCAGACUCCUUGGAAGAUGUUUCUUCGCCAAGUAAUAAAGGAAAGAAAAAGUCGCUUUUGGGGUUGAGGAGUUUUACGAGUGUUAAAGCUAGUCAUGAGAGGUUGGAAGAUGAUUGGGAGAAGCAAGUGAGAAGUAGAUUGAAGGAAUUUAUAGGUGAUUCAAGUCCACCACGUGAACCUGAAGUCGAACUUGGAUCGAUACCAAAAACACCUUCACCUAAUACUUCUCCAAGUAAUAGGAAAUUGAAAGGUACAGAAACUCGGAGCGAUACAGAGGAUGAGAUGGACCUGUACCUACCUUCCACACAAUCGUUAGGUGAAUCUUCUCUAGCUCAAAUAUACGCCAAACAAUCACCUUCUGGUUCCCCUUCUGGUUCACCAUCGAGAUCACCUAUAACACCCGUUGAUUCCCCGAAUCGUCAAUCUGAAGAUGAAGAUGCAGAUUUUGAUAUACCAUUACCACCUUCUUCUCAGAAACGUCAAUUUUCCCAAAGGGAGGGCUUGGAUUUCUAUGAAGAUGGAAACGAUUUGUCGUGUAUGGAUGAAAAUCCAGAAGAGAAAGGAGAAGGAGAGGGAGAAGGAAGAGUGGGCGAUCGGACGAAGAAACCCUUUCGAGGAUGGGGAGAUCCGCGAGUCGAUGGGGAUCUCUCCUAUGACGAAAUCGACAAUGACGAACGACUCUUCGCUCUUGGAUGGGGAGAGAUUGCUUCCACGAUUACACCUUCACCUACACCUCAAAGGCUACUUGGUCCCUCAUCUAUAUACUCCACUACACCUACACCUCGAGCUUCAACAUCGACGAUGCGAAGAAGAGAACAAUUUACUACACCCACUCCUGCUCAGAUAGUGUAUACUAUCCCAUCAAGCUCACCGGACAUCGAAGUGAUCCACCAGAAUGAAGAUGAGGAUAAUUGGGGCGAUGAAGCUGUACUGUCAUGGGAUGGAGCUGGCGGUGGCAGUAGUCAUGAAGAACGAGAUAAUGAGGAUGAUGAAGCUAUAUCUGUAUCUUCCGUGGCACCGUCCGAAGCGGGACUUGAUGAGGAAGAGGAAGAUAAGGAAGAAUGGGGCAGGGAUGCGUAUUUGGAAUGGGCCUGGGAUGAGGACGAUGUCAAUGAAGAGGACGAGGCAGAAGGUCUGUCUGCCACUAGUGAUGACGAGCACACGCGAGACCCAGAUAAAGAAAAUGCGGACGAAAAUGAGGGGGUCGGAGAACUGGAGACUACGGCUCAGCUGAUACAGCGAGGUAUGCCAGAUUACUCUACAUGGGAAUUGAAGAAACUUCAAAAACUGGUGACUGGAUAUGGAUUUCGGACGAGUAAUGAUCAUCAGGCAUUAGAAAAGAUAGCUAUGGAAUGUUGGAAAGCCAUCAAUCCGGCUUUACUUCACCCUGCCGCACAUGGCAAACCGAAAUCGAAAACGAGCUCGACAUCUAGAAAAUCUACUGAGAAGGAUCAGACUGAGAUGGCUGAUAGACAAAGUGAAAGAGAAAGGGAAUCAAGUAUCAGUUCAGCCGAUGUGCCUCUCGCUCAAGUGAAAUCUAACAAAGGCAAAUCGAAGCGAACAGCUAUAAAUGUUAAAGAUAGUCAAGAAGAACCCCUUACAUCACCAACACCAACGCAACGUAAAGCCAAAGCGAAAGCUAAGGCCAAAGAGAAGGAGAAAGAGAGGGAGGAACCAAAAGGGAAAACUACAUAUGAAGCUUUGAGUAAAAUGUUUUAUAAGUUGAUCAUGGACGAUCACGAAUUGUAUUUAAGGAUAUUACGAUACGAGCCAAUAAGCUUUGACGAGCUGAUAAGUAAAUCAAUAGCUUCUGGUAUAGAUAAGGAGAGAAGAGGUUGGAAAAAGGAUUUGAAAAGAUACCUCGAUUUGCAGAGCAUCUCAUUUUUCACUGAAGAUCCAACUGGUCAACGAAGAAGACAUUGA